AGAUUUUGAGGACUUGGUUCCAAACUGAGCUGAAGCUUCCCAAUGCAUUUUGUACAGUCUGGGAAAAGCUGUGCUGCAUUGGCCUGUUUUUGAAAGCCAUCAUGCCGUGUAAUAUAAGGAUAUCAUCUUAUUGCUGAUAUCUUUGAAGAGUCCCAAGCAGACACAGAAAAUGAAUGGAGGCAAGGAGUGUGACGGAGGGGACAAGGAUGGAGGUCUUCCAGCUAUACAAGCUCCUGUGGGUUGGCAGCGUUGAGUGGAUCAAAAUGGAGUGCUUUAUGUCAGUCCCAGUUGGUCUUUGUUAUCUUGCCUGGAGCAGGUUAGAACAUACCUGCUUACUGACGGAACAUGCAAGUGUGGCUUGGAAUGUCCUCUUAUCCUUCCCAGAGUUAAUUUUGAUCCUGGAGCUGCUGUGAAACAGAGAACUGCAGAAGAUGUUAAAGCAGAUGAAGAUGUCACAAAGCUAUGCAUACAUAAAAGAAAGAUCAUUGCAGUAGCCACACUUCAUAAAAGCAUGAAAGCCCCACAUCCUUCUCUGGUGCUCACCAGUUCUGGAGGAGGAACAAAUGCAACUCCAGUAGUACCUUCUCGGGCAGCAAGAUCAGUAAGAAAUAAGUCUCAUGAAGGAAUUACAAAUUCUGUGAUGCCGGAAUGUAAGCAUCCUUUCAAGUUAAUGAUUGGAUCAUCAAAUGCUAUGGGAAGGUUGUAUGUACAAGAACUGCCUGGGAGCCAGCAACAAGAACUCCACCCCAUCUACCCCUGGCAGAGAUUGGGCAGCAGUGAACAUGGACAGAAGUCUCCAUUCCAUGGCAGCCAUGCAGGCCUGCCCAGCCCAGCAUCAUUAGGAUCCCAGAUAUAUGGAGAUGGCUCAAUCUCUCCAAGGACUGACCCACUUGGAAGCCCUGAUGUUUUCACAAGAAGUAAUCCUGGUUUUCAUGGAGCUCCCAAUUCUAGUCCUAUUCACCUGAAUAGGACUCCACUUUCUCCACCUUCAGUAAUACUACACGGUUCUCCUGCACACUCAUCCUGUGCAAUGGCUGGAAGGACUAAUAUAGCUCUUUCCCCAACCUUGACUACAAAGAGUCCAGUAAUGAAAAAACCAAUGUGUAAUUUUUCAAGUAAUAUGGAAAUACCACGAGCAAUGUUCCACCAAACACCACCCCAAGACCCACCACCCCCUCCUCCACCUUCUUGUGCUCUUCAGAAAAAGCCAUUAACAUCUGAGAAAGAUCCACUUGGCAUUCUUGACCCUAUUCCUAGUAAACCGGUGAAUCAGAACCCUGUUAUCAUUAAUCCAACCAAUUUCCAUUCAAAUGUCCACUCUCAGGUAGCUGUGAUGAAUGUAAGCAUGCCUCCUGCUGUUGUUCCUUUGCCAAGUAAUCUCCCUUUGCCAACUGUAAAACCUGGGCACAUGAAUCAUGGGAGUCAUGUACAAAGAGUUCAGCAUUCAGCUUCAACCUCCCUGUCUCCUUCUCCAGUGACAUCCCCAGUGCACAUGAUGGGGACUGGAAUUGGAAGGAUCGAGGCAUCCCCCCAAAGAUCACGUUCAUCUUCCACGUCAUCAGAUCAUGGAAAUUUCAUGAUGCCACCUGUAGGACCCCAGGCCACUUGUAGUGGUAUUAAGGUUCCACCCAGGUUACCAAGGUCGACAAUAGGGUCCCCAAGACCAUCAACGCCAUCAAGCCCUUCUAUCAAGUCCGAUGGAUAUCAUCAAUACAGUAUCCCUAAUUCAUUAAUUGCUGGAAUGAAUAAUGUACUAAAUCCCCCAAGCAGUGCAGCUUUCCCUACUGCAUCUGCUGGAAGUGGUUCUGUAAAGAGUCAGCCUGGUUUGCUGGGAAUGCCUUUAAAUCAGAUCUUGAACCAGCACAAUGCUGCCUCCUUUCCAGCAAGUAGUUUACUCUCAGCAGCAGCCAAAGCACAGCUAGCAAAUCAAAACAAACUUGCUGGUAACAACAGUAGCAGCAGUAGCAAUUCUGGAGCUGUUUCCAGCAGUGGCAACACUGAAGGACAUGGCACUUUACACACCAUGUUCCCUCCUACUGCCAACAUGCUUCUCCCAACAGGUGAAGGGCAAAGUGGUCGAGCAGCACUAAGAGAUAAGCUGAUGUCUCAGCAAAAAGACUCAAUGCGGAAAAGAAAACAGCCACCUACCACAGUGUUGAGCUUGCUCAGACAGUCUCAAGUGGAUAGUUCUACAGUUCCUAAACCUGGACCCGACUUGCUAAGGAAGCAGGGUCAGGGUUCAUUUCCCAUCAGUUCAGUGUCUCAGUCACUACAGUCUAUGAGUUGUCAAAGCUCUCACUUGAGUAGCAAUAGUACCCCGGUUUGUGGGGGCUCAAAUACUGCUUUGCCUUGCUCUGCUAACCAGCUGCAUUUUACAGAUCCCAAUAUGAACUCCAGUGUUCUUCAGAAUUCACUGACACAGAACAUACCUUUAAGAGGGGAAGCCGUGCACUGCCACAAUGCAAACACUAACUUUGUUCACAGUAAUAGUCCAGUCCCAAACCACCAUCUUGCAGGUUUAAUAAAUCAGAUUCAGGCUAGCGGGAACUGUGGGAUGCUCAGUCAGUCGGGCAUGGCUUUAGGAAAUUCAUUACAUCCCAAUCCACCUCAGUCAAGAAUUUCAACGUCCUCCACUCCAGUGAUACCAAACAGCAUUGUUAGCAGCUAUAAUCAAACAAGUUCUGAAGCAGGUAUGGUUUUAUUAGAAAAAAGUACCCAAAGGUACUAAACUUUUCUACGUUUUUUUAAAUUUGUACCAAAAUAUUUAUUAUGAUAAGAGAUGAUCCUUUCCCCAUUGUGAAAUUCUCAUCAUUUCUUUAGUAUUUAUAAUUUUAUUUACAGAAUGCUAGGUAUUUGUCUAUUAGGAAAAAUGACAGCCAAGGGUAUUCCAUUGUUUCCGUUAUUUGUUGUCAAUCUGUGUCAUUUUGAGCAUUGUUUGACUUUCAGUUGGUUAUAUAAUCAUUGGACUUUAAACUGCAAAAGAAGCCAUAGAAGGCAGGGUUUCCGAGUUCGUGAAACAUGUACUUGGUCUAUGCCAAUAUAAAAGCCGUUUUCUCUAGCUUUUGCUUGUAUUCAAGUAAAUGAAGCUCAUCUUGGAAAACCCAAAAAA
This is a messenger RNA of Trichechus manatus latirostris (Florida manatee), 3109 nucleotides long. RefSeq names its product methyl-CpG-binding domain protein 5-like. The record is from RefSeq and is a predicted model, not a curated record. Gene Ontology annotation, molecular function: chromatin binding. Lineage: Eukaryota; Metazoa; Chordata; Mammalia; Sirenia; Trichechidae. Gene Ontology annotation, cellular component: chromocenter; nucleus.